Messenger RNA from Ylistrum balloti, 25992 nucleotides. Its product is annotated as mucin-3B-like. Lineage: Eukaryota; Metazoa; Mollusca; Bivalvia; Pectinida; Pectinidae. The coding region runs from base 1 to 25992 and encodes 8663 amino acids. The record is from RefSeq and is a predicted model, not a curated record. The transcript is spliced from 19 exons. Gene Ontology annotation, molecular function: calcium ion binding.
AUGCAGUCGACAAGUGAGUCUACAAGCGAAUCUCCAACGACUAUCAAGAGUACAGUUGGUUCCAGUACUGACACGAUUUCCACUUCCGCAUCGAGCACAAGCGUAACAGGGGAAACGUCACCAUCAUCAUCGAUGACACCGAUCACGACCUCAUCGAAUACAGCGAGUGAAACAUCAUCAUCAACGCUGUCGUCUUCGCCAACCACACAGUCAACAAGCCAAUCUUCUACAAGUACAGUGAGUGGUAGUACAACAAUGCCAGGUGUAACUAGCACUACAAGUGUACCUGUAAGUUCACAAUCAACCGCUAAAGCAAGCCAUUCAUCAACGUUUUCUACUGAAACGUCUACAGGUUCAACAAGUCCACACACAUCGUCAGCAUCAACAACAAUCGGAAGCUCUACCAGUGGUCCUUCCCCGACAACAGUGACAACAGGGUCAACUGCGACGACAUCGCAAUCAACCACUGUCACCGGAAGUUCCACCUCUCCAACCGGUAUUUCGACCUCGUCAAGCACGCUUCCGGCGGCGGGUACAUCAUCUACGUCGACAACUUCCCUCGGCGGUUCAACCACUGCGACCUCUAGUACGACUGGGAAUAAUGCUACUGCUACCACCAGUGUAGGACCUUCAACAUCACAGUCUUCAAGUCCAGUAGUAACGUCUUCUUCAACUCCAGUAGUGAAUACAAUGGUUGGUGGCGUUUCUACCUCUUCCAUUCCGUCGUCUACAUCACAAACCGAUACAAGUACAAAAUCAAGCACGACGACAAUAUCUUCUAGUGGAAGUUCACUACCGUCGACGGAGCGUUCUUCUGUUCACAGUAGCACAGUUGAAGGCACAACUUCUGCAAUGCAGUCGACAAGUGAGUCUACAAGCGAAUCUCCAACGACUAUCAAGAGUACAGUUGGUUCCAGUACUGACACGAUUUCCACUUCCGCAUCGAGCACAAGCGUAACAGGGGAAACGUCACCAUCAUCAUCGAUGACACCGAUCACGACCUCAUCGAAUACAGCGAGUGAAACAUCAUCAUCAACGCUGUCGUCUUCGCCAACCACACAGUCAACAAGCCAAUCUUCUACAAGUACAGUGAGUGGUAGUACAACAAUGCCAGGUGUAACUAGCACUACAAGUGUACCUGUAAGUUCACAAUCAACCGCUAAAGCAAGCCAUUCAUCAACGUUUUCUACUGAAACGUCUACAGGUUCAACAAGUCCACACACAUCGUCAGCAUCAACAACAAUCGGAAGCUCUACCAGUGGUCCUUCCCCGACAACAGUGACAACAGGGUCAACUGCGACGACAUCGCAAUCAACCACUGUCACCGGAAGUUCCACCUCUCCAACCGGUAUUUCGACCUCGUCAAGCACGCUUCCGGCGGCGGGUACAUCAUCUACGUCGACAACUUCCCUCGGCGGUUCAACCACUGCGACCUCUAGUACGACUGGGAAUAAUGCUACUGCUACCACCAGUGUAGGACCUUCAACAUCACAGUCUUCAAGUCCAGUAGUAACGUCUUCUUCAACUCCAGUAGUGAAUACAAUGGUUGGUGGCGUUUCUACCUCUUCCAUUCCGUCGUCUACAUCACAAACCGAUACAAGUACAAAAUCAAGCACGACGACAAUAUCUUCUAGUGGAAGUUCACUACCGUCGACGGAGCGUUCUUCUGUUCACAGUAGCACAGUUGAAGGCACAACUUCUGCAAUGCAGUCGACAAGUGAGUCUACAAGCGAAUCUCCAACGACUAUCAAGAGUACAGUUGGUUCCAGUACUGACACGAUUUCCACUUCCGCAUCGAGCACAAGCGUAACAGGGGAAACGUCACCAUCAUCAUCGAUGACACCGAUCACGACCUCAUCGAAUACAGCGAGUGAAACAUCAUCAUCAACGCUGUCGUCUUCGCCAACCACACAGUCAACAAGCCAAUCUUCUACAAGUACAGUGAGUGGUAGUACAACAAUGCCAGGUGUAACUAGCACUACAAGUGUACCUGUAAGUUCACAAUCAACCGCUAAAGCAAGCCAUUCAUCAACGUUUUCUACUGAAACGUCUACAGGUUCAACAAGUCCACACACAUCGUCAGCAUCAACAACAAUCGGAAGCUCUACCAGUGGUCCUUCCCCGACAACAGUGACAACAGGGUCAACUGCGACGACAUCGCAAUCAACCACUGUCACCGGAAGUUCCACCUCUCCAACCGGUAUUUCGACCUCGUCAAGCACGCUUCCGGCGGCGGGUACAUCAUCUACGUCGACAACUUCCCUCGGCGGUUCAACCACUGCGACCUCUAGUACGACUGGGAAUAAUGCUACUGCUACCACCAGUGUAGGACCUUCAACAUCACAGUCUUCAAGUCCAGUAGUAACGUCUUCUUCAACUCCAGUAGUGAAUACAAUGGUUGGUGGCGUUUCUACCUCUUCCAUUCCGUCGUCUACAUCACAAACCGAUACAAGUACAAAAUCAAGCACGACGACAAUAUCUUCUAGUGGAAGUUCACUACCGUCGACGGAGCGUUCUUCUGUUCACAGUAGCACAGUUGAAGGCACAACUUCUGCAAUGCAGUCGACAAGUGAGUCUACAAGCGAAUCUCCAACGACUAUCAAGAGUACAGUUGGUUCCAGUACUGACACGAUUUCCACUUCCGCAUCGAGCACAAGCGUAACAGGGGAAACGUCACCAUCAUCAUCGAUGACACCGAUCACGACCUCAUCGAAUACAGCGAGUGAAACAUCAUCAUCAACGCUGUCGUCUUCGCCAACCACACAGUCAACAAGCCAAUCUUCUACAAGUACAGUGAGUGGUAGUACAACAAUGCCAGGUGUAACUAGCACUACAAGUGUACCUGUAAGUUCACAAUCAACCGCUAAAGCAAGCCAUUCAUCAACGUUUUCUACUGAAACGUCUACAGGUUCAACAAGUCCACACACAUCGUCAGCAUCAACAACAAUCGGAAGCUCUACCAGUGGUCCUUCCCCGACAACAGUGACAACAGGGUCAACUGCGACGACAUCGCAAUCAACCACUGUCACCGGAAGUUCCACCUCUCCAACCGGUAUUUCGACCUCGUCAAGCACGCUUCCGGCGGCGGGUACAUCAUCUACGUCGACAACUUCCCUCGGCGGUUCAACCACUGCGACCUCUAGUACGACUGGGAAUAAUGCUACUGCUACCACCAGUGUAGGACCUUCAACAUCACAGUCUUCAAGUCCAGUAGUAACGUCUUCUUCAACUCCAGUAGUGAAUACAAUGGUUGGUGGCGUUUCUACCUCUUCCAUUCCGUCGUCUACAUCACAAACCGAUACAAGUACAAAAUCAAGCACGACGACAAUAUCUUCUAGUGGAAGUUCACUACCGUCGACGGAGCGUUCUUCUGUUCACAGUAGCACAGUUGAAGGCACAACUUCUGCAAUGCAGUCGACAAGUGAGUCUACAAGCGAAUCUCCAACGACUAUCAAGAGUACAGUUGGUUCCAGUACUGACACGAUUUCCACUUCCGCAUCGAGCACAAGCGUAACAGGGGAAACGUCACCAUCAUCAUCGAUGACACCGAUCACGACCUCAUCGAAUACAGCGAGUGAAACAUCAUCAUCAACGCUGUCGUCUUCGCCAACCACACAGUCAACAAGCCAAUCUUCUACAAGUACAGUGAGUGGUAGUACAACAAUGCCAGGUGUAACUAGCACUACAAGUGUACCUGUAAGUUCACAAUCAACCGCUAAAGCAAGCCAUUCAUCAACGUUUUCUACUGAAACGUCUACAGGUUCAACAAGUCCACACACAUCGUCAGCAUCAACAACAAUCGGAAGCUCUACCAGUGGUCCUUCCCCGACAACAGUGACAACAGGGUCAACUGCGACGACAUCGCAAUCAACCACUGUCACCGGAAGUUCCACCUCUCCAACCGGUAUUUCGACCUCGUCAAGCACGCUUCCGGCGGCGGGUACAUCAUCUACGUCGACAACUUCCCUCGGCGGUUCAACCACUGCGACCUCUAGUACGACUGGGAAUAAUGCUACUGCUACCACCAGUGUAGGACCUUCAACAUCACAGUCUUCAAGUCCAGUAGUAACGUCUUCUUCAACUCCAGUAGUGAAUACAAUGGUUGGUGGCGUUUCUACCUCUUCCAUUCCGUCGUCUACAUCACAAACCGAUACAAGUACAAAAUCAAGCACGACGACAAUAUCUUCUAGUGGAAGUUCACUACCGUCGACGGAGCGUUCUUCUGUUCACAGUAGCACAGUUGAAGGCACAACUUCUGCAAUGCAGUCGACAAGUGAGUCUACAAGCGAAUCUCCAACGACUAUCAAGAGUACAGUUGGUUCCAGUACUGACACGAUUUCCACUUCCGCAUCGAGCACAAGCGUAACAGGGGAAACGUCACCAUCAUCAUCGAUGACACCGAUCACGACCUCAUCGAAUACAGCGAGUGAAACAUCAUCAUCAACGCUGUCGUCUUCGCCAACCACACAGUCAACAAGCCAAUCUUCUACAAGUACAGUGAGUGGUAGUACAACAAUGCCAGGUGUAACUAGCACUACAAGUGUACCUGUAAGUUCACAAUCAACCGCUAAAGCAAGCCAUUCAUCAACGUUUUCUACUGAAACGUCUACAGGUUCAACAAGUCCACACACAUCGUCAGCAUCAACAACAAUCGGAAGCUCUACCAGUGGUCCUUCCCCGACAACAGUGACAACAGGGUCAACUGCGACGACAUCGCAAUCAACCACUGUCACCGGAAGUUCCACCUCUCCAACCGGUAUUUCGACCUCGUCAAGCACGCUUCCGGCGGCGGGUACAUCAUCUACGUCGACAACUUCCCUCGGCGGUUCAACCACUGCGACCUCUAGUACGACUGGGAAUAAUGCUACUGCUACCACCAGUGUAGGACCUUCAACAUCACAGUCUUCAAGUCCAGUAGUAACGUCUUCUUCAACUCCAGUAGUGAAUACAAUGGUUGGUGGCGUUUCUACCUCUUCCAUUCCGUCGUCUACAUCACAAACCGAUACAAGUACAAAAUCAAGCACGACGACAAUAUCUUCUAGUGGAAGUUCACUACCGUCGACGGAGCGUUCUUCUGUUCACAGUAGCACAGUUGAAGGCACAACUUCUGCAAUGCAGUCGACAAGUGAGUCUACAAGCGAAUCUCCAACGACUAUCAAGAGUACAGUUGGUUCCAGUACUGACACGAUUUCCACUUCCGCAUCGAGCACAAGCGUAACAGGGGAAACGUCACCAUCAUCAUCGAUGACACCGAUCACGACCUCAUCGAAUACAGCGAGUGAAACAUCAUCAUCAACGCUGUCGUCUUCGCCAACCACACAGUCAACAAGCCAAUCUUCUACAAGUACAGUGAGUGGUAGUACAACAAUGCCAGGUGUAACUAGCACUACAAGUGUACCUGUAAGUUCACAAUCAACCGCUAAAGCAAGCCAUUCAUCAACGUUUUCUACUGAAACGUCUACAGGUUCAACAAGUCCACACACAUCGUCAGCAUCAACAACAAUCGGAAGCUCUACCAGUGGUCCUUCCCCGACAACAGUGACAACAGGGUCAACUGCGACGACAUCGCAAUCAACCACUGUCACCGGAAGUUCCACCUCUCCAACCGGUAUUUCGACCUCGUCAAGCACGCUUCCGGCGGCGGGUACAUCAUCUACGUCGACAACUUCCCUCGGCGGUUCAACCACUGCGACCUCUAGUACGACUGGGAAUAAUGCUACUGCUACCACCAGUGUAGGACCUUCAACAUCACAGUCUUCAAGUCCAGUAGUAACGUCUUCUUCAACUCCAGUAGUGAAUACAAUGGUUGGUGGCGUUUCUACCUCUUCCAUUCCGUCGUCUACAUCACAAACCGAUACAAGUACAAAAUCAAGCACGACGACAAUAUCUUCUAGUGGAAGUUCACUACCGUCGACGGAGCGUUCUUCUGUUCACAGUAGCACAGUUGAAGGCACAACUUCUGCAAUGCAGUCGACAAGUGAGUCUACAAGCGAAUCUCCAACGACUAUCAAGAGUACAGUUGGUUCCAGUACUGACACGAUUUCCACUUCCGCAUCGAGCACAAGCGUAACAGGGGAAACGUCACCAUCAUCAUCGAUGACACCGAUCACGACCUCAUCGAAUACAGCGAGUGAAACAUCAUCAUCAACGCUGUCGUCUUCGCCAACCACACAGUCAACAAGCCAAUCUUCUACAAGUACAGUGAGUGGUAGUACAACAAUGCCAGGUGUAACUAGCAGUACAAGUGUACCUGUAAGUUCACAGUCAACCGCUAAAGCAAGCCAUUCUUCAACGUUUUCUACUGAAACGUCUACAGGUUCAACAAGUCCACACACAUCGUCAGCAUCAACAACAAUCGGAAGCUCUACCAGUGGUCCUUCCCCGACAACAGUGACAACAGGGUCAACUGCGACGACAUCGCAAUCAAUCACUGUCACCGGAAGUUCCACCUCUCCAACAGGUAUUUCGACCUCGUCAAGCACGCUUCCGGCGGCGGGUACAUCAUCUACGUCGACAACUUCCCUCGGCGGUUCAACCACUGCGACCUCUAGUACGACUGGGAAUAAUGCUACUUCUACCACCAGUGUAGGACCUUCAACAUCACAGUCUUCAAGUCCAGUAGUAACGUCUUCUUCAACUCCAGUAGUGAAUACAAUGGUUGGUGGCGUUUCUACCUCUUCCAUUCCGUCGUCUACAUCACAAACCGAUACAAGUACAAAAUCAAGCACGACGACAAUAUCUUCUAGUGGAAGUUCACUACCAUCGACGGAGCGUUCUUCUGUUCACAGUAGCACAGUUGAAGGCACAACUUCUGCAAUGCAGUCGACAAGUGAGUCUACAAGCGAAUCUCCAACGACUAUCAAGAGUACAGUUGGUUCCAGUACUGACACGAUUUCCACUUCCGCAUCGAGCACAAUCGUAACAGGGAAAACAUCACUAUCAUCAUCGAUGACACCGAUCACGACCUCAUCGAAUACAGCGAGUGAAACAUCAUCAUCAACGCUGUCGUCUUCGCCAACCACACAGUCAACAAGCCAAUCUUCUACAAGUACAGUGAGUGGUAGUACAACAAUGUCAGGUGUAACUAGCAGUACAAGUGUACCUGUUAGUUCACAGUCAACCGCUAAAGCAAGCCAUUCUUCAACGUUUUCUACUGAAACGUCUACAGGUUCAACAAGUCCACACACAUCGUCAGCAUCAACAACAACCGGAAGCUCUACCAGUAGUUCGGGUUCAAUACUGUCGACGGAAAUUUUCUCUGGUGUCAAUGGCACUGUUGGAUCAACCUCAGUGUUUGGAAUAGAUCAAACAACUUCAGCUUCCCCACCCAAGAUUGUUGCUGUAACACUCGAGACCACAAAUACAGCAAACGAAAGGACUACUUCAUACUCGGCAACUGAAUCAUCGACUUUAACUGCCGCACCAACAGGCCCUUCAACAAGUACAGACGAAUCAUUAUCAACUUCUGAAACAAAAAGUCCUAUUAGCAGUUCUUCACCUACAACUGAGAAGACAUUUUCUUCCAAAGGAACACCUGGAACAAGUUCUACCACUGGCAGUUCUGUACCUCCCACCAGUCCUUCAUCAAAGUCGAGCACAAUUCCAUUAACGGAUAAUUCCUUUUCAACUACGACAAGUUCCCUUGUCGGUUCAUCUUCGGGGAGUUCUGUUACGUCUGGAAGUAAUGUCGGCUCUAGCACAACUGAAGCAGCGUCUACAAUACACUCUAUCAGUCCUGGUGUAACAACUGCUUCCAUUCCUGCAGUUAACACUAUGAGUGGCAUAAAUGCUACUAGUUCAUCUCCAACUUCAACAUCACAUACCGGUAUGAGUACAAAGGAAAGCACAGUGCACACAACAUCUAGUGGAAUCACUUCUACUACUAGCGAAAGUUCUUCUGUUCCAAGCAGUACAGGUGGAAUCACAACUGUAGAAACGAAGCCAACAAGUGAGUCAACAAGCAUCAAUCCAUCGACAGCGGAGGAGACAACAGUUGAAACAAGCACUGACUCAGUUCCCAGUACCGAAUCAACAGUGUUUACAGAGGAAACAUCCGUAUCGCCGUCAAUGACACCUACCACGCUAUCUUCCAAUACUACAAGUGAAUCGUCCACAGCUACUUUGUCGACUUUGCCUAUCACCGGGUCAACAGAUGAAGCUUCAAGUACAACAGUUAGCAAGGGCACACCCGUUACAACGGAAACAAGCAGGACAACUGAACACGUAACAUCAAACACACCAGUUACGGGAACUGAAUCAUCGACUUUAGCUGCCGCACCAACAGGCCCUUCAACAAGUACAGACGAAUCAUUCUCAACUUCUGAAACAAAAAGUCCUAUUAGCAGUUCUUCACCUACAACUGAGAAGACAUUUUCUUCCAAAGGAACACCUGGAACAAGUUCUACCACUGGCAGUUCUGUACCUCCCACCAGUCCUUCAUCAAAGUCGAGCACAAUUCCAUUAACGGAUAAUUCCUUUUCAACUACGACAAGUUCCCUUGUCGGUUCAUCUUCGGGGAGUUCUGUUACGUCUGGAAGUAAUGUCGGCUCUAGCACAACUGAAGCAGCGUCUACAAUACACUCUAUCAGUCCUGGUGUAACAACUGCUUCCAUUCCUGCAGUUAACACUAUGAGUGGCAUAAAUGCUACUAGUUCAUCUCCAACUUCAACAUCACAUACCGGUAUGAGUACAAAGGAAAGCACAGUGCACACAACAUCUAGUGGAAUCACUUCUACUACUAGCGAAAGUUCUUCUGUUCCAAGCAGUACAGGUGGAAUCACAACUGUAGAAACGAAGCCAACAAGUGAGUCAACAAGCAUCAAUCCAUCGACAGCGGAGGAGACAACAGUUGAAACAAGCACUGACUCAGUUCCCAGUACCGAAUCAACAGUGUUUACAGAAGAAACAUCCGUAUCGCCGUCAAUGACACCUACCACGCUAUCUUCCAAUACUACAAGUGAAUCGUCCACAGCUACUUUGUCGACUUUGCCUAUCACCGGGUCAACAGAUGAAGCUUCAAGUACAACAGUUAGCAAGGGCACACCCGUUACAACGGAAACAAGCAGGACAACUGAACACGUAACAUCAAACACACCAGUUACGGGAACUGAAUCAUCGACUUUAACUGCCGCACCAACAGGCCCUUCAACAAGUACAGACGAAUCAUUAUCAACUUCUGAAACAAAAAGUCCUAUUAGCAGUUCUUCACCUACAACUGAGAAGACAUUUUCUUCCAAAGGAACACCUGGAACAAGUUCUACCACUGGCAGUUCUGUACCUCCCACCAGUCCUUCAUCAAAGUCGAGCACAAUUCCAUUAACGGAUAAUUCCUUUUCAACUACGACAAGUUCCCUUGUCGGUUCAUCUUCGGGGAGUUCUGUUACGUCUGGAAGUAAUGUCGGCUCUAGCACAACUGAAGCAGCGUCUACAAUACACUCUAUCAGUCCUGGUGUAACAACUGCUUCCAUUCCUGCAGUUAACACUAUGAGUGGCAUAAAUGCUACUAGUUCAUCUCCAACUUCAACAUCACAUACCGGUAUGAGUACAAAGGAAAGCACAGUGCACACAACAUCUAGUGGAAUCACUUCUACUACUAGCGAAAGUUCUUCUGUUCCAAGCAGUACAGGUGGAAUCACAACUGUAGAAACGAAGCCAACAAGUGAGUCAACAAGCAUCAAUCCAUCGACAGCGGAGGAGACAACAGUUGAAACAAGCACUGACUCAGUUCCCAGUACCGAAUCAACAGUGUUUACAGAAGAAACAUCCGUAUCGCCGUCAAUGACACCUACCACGCUAUCUUCCAAUACUACAAGUGAAUCGUCCACAGCUACUUUGUCGACUUUGCCUAUCACCGGGUCAACAGAUGAAGCUUCAAGUACAACAGUUAGCAAGGGCACACCCGUUACAACGGAAACAAGCAGGACAACUGAACACGUAACAUCAAACACACCAGUUACGGGAACUGAAUCAUCGACUUUAACUGCCGCACCAACAGGCCCUUCAACAAGUACAGACGAAUCAUUAUCAACUUCUGAAACAAAAAGUCCUAUUAGCAGUUCUUCACCUACAACUGAGAAGACAUUUUCUUCCAAAGGAACACCUGGAACAAGUUCUACCACUGGCAGUUCUGUACCUCCCACCAGUCCUUCAUCAAAGUCGAGCACAAUUCCAUUAACGGAUAAUUCCUUUUCAACUACGACAAGUUCCCUUGUCGGUUCAUCUUCGGGGAGUUCUGUUACGUCUGGAAGUAAUGUCGGCUCUAGCACAACUGAAGCAGCGUCUACAAUACACUCUAUCAGUCCUGGUGUAACAACUGCUUCCAUUCCUGCAGUUAACACUAUGAGUGGCAUAAAUGCUACUAGUUCAUCUCCAACUUCAACAUCACAUACCGGUAUGAGUACAAAGGAAAGCACAGUGCACACAACAUCUAGUGGAAUCACUUCUACUACUAGCGAAAGUUCUUCUGUUCCAAGCAGUACAGGUGGAAUCACAACUGUAGAAACGAAGCCAACAAGUGAGUCAACAAGCAUCAAUCCAUCGACAGCGGAGGAGACAACAGUUGAAACAAGCACUGACUCAGUUCCCAGUACCGAAUCAACAGUGUUUACAGAAGAAACAUCCGUAUCGCCGUCAAUGACACCUACCACGCUAUCUUCCAAUACUACAAGUGAAUCGUCCACAGCUACUUUGUCGACUUUGCCUAUCACCGGGUCAACAGAUGAAGCUUCAAGUACAACAGUUAGCAAGGGCACACCCGUUACAACGGAAACAAGCAGGACAACUGAACACGUAACAUCAAACACACCAGUUACGGGAACUGAAUCAUCGACUUUAACUGCCGCACCAACAGGCCCUUCAACAAGUACAGACGAAUCAUUAUCAACUUCUGAAACAAAAAGUCCUAUUAGCAGUUCUUCACCUACAACUGAGAAGACAUUUUCUUCCAAAGGAACACCUGGAACAAGUUCUACCACUGGCAGUUCUGUACCUCCCACCAGUCCUUCAUCAAAGUCGAGCACAAUUCCAUUAACGGAUAAUUCCUUUUCAACUACGACAAGUUCCCUUGUCGGUUCAUCUUCGGGGAGUUCUGUUACGUCUGGAAGUAAUGUCGGCUCUAGCACAACUGAAGCAGCGUCUACAAUACACUCUAUCAGUCCUGGUGUAACAACUGCUUCCAUUCCUGCAGUUAACACUAUGAGUGGCAUAAAUGCUACUAGUUCAUCUCCAACUUCAACAUCACAUACCGGUAUGAGUACAAAGGAAAGCACAGUGCACACAACAUCUAGUGGAAUCACUUCUACUACUAGCGAAAGUUCUUCUGUUCCAAGCAGUACAGGUGGAAUCACAACUGUAGAAACGAAGCCAACAAGUGAGUCAACAAGCAUCAAUCCAUCGACAGCGGAGGAGACAACAGUUGAAACAAGCACUGACUCAGUUCCCAGUACCGAAUCAACAGUGUUUACAGAAGAAACAUCCGUAUCGCCGUCAAUGACACCUACCACGCUAUCUUCCAAUACUACAAGUGAAUCGUCCACAGCUACUUUGUCGACUUUGCCUAUCACCGGGUCAACAGAUGAAGCUUCAAGUACAACAGUUAGCAAGGGCACACCCGUUACAACGGAAACAAGCAGGACAACUGAACACGUAACAUCAAACACACCAGUUACGGGAACUGAAUCAUCGACUUUAACUGCCGCACCAACAGGCCCUUCAACAAGUACAGACGAAUCAUUAUCAACUUCUGAAACAAAAAGUCCUAUUAGCAGUUCUUCACCUACAACUGAGAAGACAUUUUCUUCCAAAGGAACACCUGGAACAAGUUCUACCACUGGCAGUUCUGUACCUCCCACCAGUCCUUCAUCAAAGUCGAGCACAAUUCCAUUAACGGAUAAUUCCUUUUCAACUACGACAAGUUCCCUUGUCGGUUCAUCUUCGGGGAGUUCUGUUACGUCUGGAAGUAAUGUCGGCUCUAGCACAACUGAAGCAGCGUCUACAAUACACUCUAUCAGUCCUGGUGUAACAACUGCUUCCAUUCCUGCAGUUAACACUAUGAGUGGCAUAAAUGCUACUAGUUCAUCUCCAACUUCAACAUCACAUACCGGUAUGAGUACAAAGGAAAGCACAGUGCACACAACAUCUAGUGGAAUCACUUCUACUACUAGCGAAAGUUCUUCUGUUCCAAGCAGUACAGGUGGAAUCACAACUGUAGAAACGAAGCCAACAAGUGAGUCAACAAGCAUCAAUCCAUCGACAGCGGAGGAGACAACAGUUGAAACAAGCACUGACUCAGUUCCCAGUACCGAAUCAACAGUGUUUACAGAAGAAACAUCCGUAUCGCCGUCAAUGACACCUACCACGCUAUCUUCCAAUACUACAAGUGAAUCGUCCACAGCUACUUUGUCGACUUUGCCUAUCACCGGGUCAACAGAUGAAGCUUCAAGUACAACAGUUAGCAAGGGCACACCCGUUACAACGGAAACAAGCAGGACAACUGAACACGUAACAUCAAACACACCAGUUACGGGAACUGAAUCAUCGACUUUAACUGCCGCACCAACAGGCCCUUCAACAAGUACAGACGAAUCAUUAUCAACUUCUGAAACAAAAAGUCCUAUUAGCAGUUCUUCACCUACAACUGAGAAGACAUUUUCUUCCAAAGGAACACCUGGAACAAGUUCUACCACUGGCAGUUCUGUACCUCCCACCAGUCCUUCAUCAAAGUCGAGCACAAUUCCAUUAACGGAUAAUUCCUUUUCAACUACGACAAGUUCCCUUGUCGGUUCAUCUUCGGGGAGUUCUGUUACGUCUGGAAGUAAUGUCGGCUCUAGCACAACUGAAGCAGCGUCUACAAUACACUCUAUCAGUCCUGGUGUAACAACUGCUUCCAUUCCUGCAGUUAACACUAUGAGUGGCAUAAAUGCUACUAGUUCAUCUCCAACUUCAACAUCACAUACCGGUAUGAGUACAAAGGAAAGCACAGUGCACACAACAUCUAGUGGAAUCACUUCUACUACUAGCGAAAGUUCUUCUGUUCCAAGCAGUACAGGUGGAAUCACAACUGUAGAAACGAAGCCAACAAGUGAGUCAACAAGCAUCAAUCCAUCGACAGCGGAGGAGACAACAGUUGAAACAAGCACUGACUCAGUUCCCAGUACCGAAUCAACAGUGUUUACAGAAGAAACAUCCGUAUCGCCGUCAAUGACACCUACCACGCUAUCUUCCAAUACUACAAGUGAAUCGUCCACAGCUACUUUGUCGACUUUGCCUAUCACCGGGUCAACAGAUGAAGCUUCAAGUACAACAGUUAGCAAGGGCACACCCGUUACAACGGAAACAAGCAGGACAACUGAACACGUAACAUCAAACACACCAGUUACGGGAACUGAAUCAUCGACUUUAACUGCCGCACCAACAGGCCCUUCAACAAGUACAGACGAAUCAUUAUCAACUUCUGAAACAAAAAGUCCUAUUAGCAGUUCUUCACCUACAACUGAGAAGACAUUUUCUUCCAAAGGAACACCUGGAACAAGUUCUACCACUGGCAGUUCUGUACCUCCCACCAGUCCUUCAUCAAAGUCGAGCACAAUUCCAUUAACGGAUAAUUCCUUUUCAACUACGACAAGUUCCCUUGUCGGUUCAUCUUCGGGGAGUUCUGUUACGUCUGGAAGUAAUGUCGGCUCUAGCACAACUGAAGCAGCGUCUACAAUACACUCUAUCAGUCCUGGUGUAACAACUGCUUCCAUUCCUGCAGUUAACACUAUGAGUGGCAUAAAUGCUACUAGUUCAUCUCCAACUUCAACAUCACAUACCGGUAUGAGUACAAAGGAAAGCACAGUGCACACAACAUCUAGUGGAAUCACUUCUACUACUAGCGAAAGUUCUUCUGUUCCAAGCAGUACAGGUGGAAUCACAACUGUAGAAACGAAGCCAACAAGUGAGUCAACAAGCAUCAAUCCAUCGACAGCGGAGGAGACAACAGUUGAAACAAGCACUGACUCAGUUCCCAGUACCGAAUCAACAGUGUUUACAGAAGAAACAUCCGUAUCGCCGUCAAUGACACCUACCACGCUAUCUUCCAAUACUACAAGUGAAUCGUCCACAGCUACUUUGUCGACUUUGCCUAUCACCGGGUCAACAGAUGAAGCUUCAAGUACAACAGUUAGCAAGGGCACACCCGUUACAACGGAAACAAGCAGGACAACUGAACACGUAACAUCAAACACACCAGUUACGGGAACUGAAUCAUCGACUUUAACUGCCGCACCAACAGGCCCUUCAACAAGUACAGACGAAUCAUUAUCAACUUCUGAAACAAAAAGUCCUAUUAGCAGUUCUUCACCUACAACUGAGAAGACAUUUUCUUCCAAAGGAACACCUGGAACAAGUUCUACCACUGGCAGUUCUGUACCUCCCACCAGUCCUUCAUCAAAGUCGAGCACAAUUCCAUUAACGGAUAAUUCCUUUUCAACUACGACAAGUUCCCUUGUCGGUUCAUCUUCGGGGAGUUCUGUUACGUCUGGAAGUAAUGUCGGCUCUAGCACAACUGAAGCAGCGUCUACAAUACACUCUAUCAGUCCUGGUGUAACAACUGCUUCCAUUCCUGCAGUUAACACUAUGAGUGGCAUAAAUGCUACUAGUUCAUCUCCAACUUCAACAUCACAUACCGGUAUGAGUACAAAGGAAAGCACAGUGCACACAACAUCUAGUGGAAUCACUUCUACUACUAGCGAAAGUUCUUCUGUUCCAAGCAGUACAGGUGGAAUCACAACUGUAGAAACGAAGCCAACAAGUGAGUCAACAAGCAUCAAUCCAUCGACAGCGGAGGAGACAACAGUUGAAACAAGCACUGACUCAGUUCCCAGUACCGAAUCAACAGUGUUUACAGAAGAAACAUCCGUAUCGCCGUCAAUGACACCUACCACGCUAUCUUCCAAUACUACAAGUGAAUCGUCCACAGCUACUUUGUCGACUUUGCCUAUCACCGGGUCAACAGAUGAAGCUUCAAGUACAACAGUUAGCAAGGGCACACCCGUUACAACGGAAACAAGCAGGACAACUGAACACGUAACAUCAAACACACCAGUUACGGGAACUGAAUCAUCGACUUUAACUGCCGCACCAACAGGCCCUUCAACAAGUACAGACGAAUCAUUAUCAACUUCUGAAACAAAAAGUCCUAUUAGCAGUUCUUCACCUACAACUGAGAAGACAUUUUCUUCCAAAGGAACACCUGGAACAAGUUCUACCACUGGCAGUUCUGUACCUCCCACCAGUCCUUCAUCAAAGUCGAGCACAAUUCCAUUAACGGAUAAUUCCUUUUCAACUACGACAAGUUCCCUUGUCGGUUCAUCUUCGGGGAGUUCUGUUACGUCUGGAAGUAAUGUCGGCUCUAGCACAACUGAAGCAGCGUCUACAAUACACUCUAUCAGUCCUGGUGUAACAACUGCUUCCAUUCCUGCAGUUAACACUAUGAGUGGCAUAAAUGCUACUAGUUCAUCUCCAACUUCAACAUCACAUACCGGUAUGAGUACAAAGGAAAGCACAGUGCACACAACAUCUAGUGGAAUCACUUCUACUACUAGCGAAAGUUCUUCUGUUCCAAGCAGUACAGGUGGAAUCACAACUGUAGAAACGAAGCCAACAAAAACAUCCGUAUCGCCGUCAAUGACACCUACCACGCUAUCUUCCAAUACUACAAGUGAAUCGUCCACAGCUACUUUGUCGACUUUGCCUAUCACCGGGUCAACAGAUGAAGCUUCAAGUACAACAGUUAGCAAGGGCACACCCGUUACAACGGAAACAAGCAGGACAACUGAACACGUAACAUCAAACACACCAGUUACGGGAACUGAAUCAUCGACUUUAACUGCCGCACCAACAGGCCCUUCAACAAGUACAGACGAAUCAUUAUCAACUUCUGAAACAAAAAGUCCUAUUAGCAGUUCUUCACCUACAACUGAGAAGACAUUUUCUUCCAAAGGAACACCUGGAACAAGUUCUACCACUGGCAGUUCUGUACCUCCCACCAGUCCUUCAUCAAAGUCGAGCACAAUUCCAUUAACGGAUAAUUCCUUUUCAACUACGACAAGUUCCCUUGUCGGUUCAUCUUCGGGGAGUUCUGUUACGUCUGGAAGUAAUGUCGGCUCUAGCACAACUGAAGCAGCGUCUACAAUACACUCUAUCAGUCCUGGUGUAACAACUGCUUCCAUUCCUGCAGUUAACACUAUGAGUGGCAUAAAUGCUACUAGUUCAUCUCCAACUUCAACAUCACAUACCGGUAUGAGUACAAAGGAAAGCACAGUGCACACAACAUCUAGUGGAAUCACUUCUACUACUAGCGAAAGUUCUUCUGUUCCAAGCAGUACAGGUGGAAUCACAACUGUAGAAACGAAGCCAACAAGUGAGUCAACAAGCAUCAAUCCAUCGACAGCGGAGGAGACAACAGUUGAAACAAGCACUGACUCAGUUCCCAGUACCGAAUCAACAGUGUUUACAGAAGAAACAUCCGUAUCGCCGUCAAUGACACCUACCACGCUAUCUUCCAAUACUACAAGUGAAUCGUCCACAGCUACUUUGUCGACUUUGCCUAUCACCGGGUCAACAGAUGAAGCUUCAAGUACAACAGUUAGCAAGGGCACACCCGUUACAACGGAAACAAGCAGGACAACUGAACACGUAACAUCAAACACACCAGUUACGGGAACUGAAUCAUCGACUUUAACUGCCGCACCAACAGGCCCUUCAACAAGUACAGACGAAUCAUUAUCAACUUCUGAAACAAAAAGUCCUAUUAGCAGUUCUUCACCUACAACUGAGAAGACAUUUUCUUCCAAAGGAACACCUGGAACAAGUUCUACCACUGGCAGUUCUGUACCUCCCACCAGUCCUUCAUCAAAGUCGAGCACAAUUCCAUUAACGGAUAAUUCCUUUUCAACUACGACAAGUUCCCUUGUCGGUUCAUCUUCGGGGAGUUCUGUUACGUCUGGAAGUAAUGUCGGCUCUAGCACAACUGAAGCAGCGUCUACAAUACACUCUAUCAGUCCUGGUGUAACAACUGCUUCCAUUCCUGCAGUUAACACUAUGAGUGGCAUAAAUGCUACUAGUUCAUCUCCAACUUCAACAUCACAUACCGGUAUGAGUACAAAGGAAAGCACAGUGCACACAACAUCUAGUGGAAUCACUUCUACUACUAGCGAAAGUUCUUCUGUUCCAAGCAGUACAGGUGGAAUCACAACUGUAGAAACGAAGCCAACAAGUGAGUCAACAAGCAUCAAUCCAUCGACAGCGGAGGAGACAACAGUUGAAACAAGCACUGACUCAGUUCCCAGUACCGAAUCAACAGUGUUUACAGAAGAAACAUCCGUAUCGCCGUCAAUGACACCUACCACGCUAUCUUCCAAUACUACAAGUGAAUCGUCCACAGCUACUUUGUCGACUUUGCCUAUCACCGGGUCAACAGAUGAAGCUUCAAGUACAACAGUUAGCAAGGGCACACCCGUUACAACGGAAACAAGCAGGACAACUGAACACGUAACAUCAAACACACCAGUUACGGGAACUGAAUCAUCGACUUUAACUGCCGCACCAACAGGCCCUUCAACAAGUACAGACGAAUCAUUAUCAACUUCUGAAACAAAAAGUCCUAUUAGCAGUUCUUCACCUACAACUGAGAAGACAUUUUCUUCCAAAGGAACACCUGGAACAAGUUCUACCACUGGCAGUUCUGUACCUCCCACCAGUCCUUCAUCAAAGUCGAGCACAAUUCCAUUAACGGAUAAUUCCUUUUCAACUACGACAAGUUCCCUUGUCGGUUCAUCUUCGGGGAGUUCUGUUACGUCUGGAAGUAAUGUCGGCUCUAGCACAACUGAAGCAGCGUCUACAAUACACUCUAUCAGUCCUGGUGUAACAACUGCUUCCAUUCCUGCAGUUAACACUAUGAGUGGCAUAAAUGCUACUAGUUCAUCUCCAACUUCAACAUCACAUACCGGUAUGAGUACAAAGGAAAGCACAGUGCACACAACAUCUAGUGGAAUCACUUCUACUACUAGCGAAAGUUCUUCUGUUCCAAGCAGUACAGGUGGAAUCACAACUGUAGAAACGAAGCCAACAAGUGAGUCAACAAGCAUCAAUCCAUCGACAGCGGAGGAGACAACAGUUGAAACAAGCACUGACUCAGUUCCCAGUACCGAAUCAACAGUGUUUACAGAAGAAACAUCCGUAUCGCCGUCAAUGACACCUACCACGCUAUCUUCCAAUACUACAAGUGAAUCGUCCACAGCUACUUUGUCGACUUUGCCUAUCACCGGGUCAACAGAUGAAGCUUCAAGUACAACAGUUAGCAAGGGCACACCCGUUACAACGGAAACAAGCAGGACAACUGAACACGUAACAUCAAACACACCAGUUACGGGAACUGAAUCAUCGACUUUAACUGCCGCACCAACAGGCCCUUCAACAAGUACAGACGAAUCAUUAUCAACUUCUGAAACAAAAAGUCCUAUUAGCAGUUCUUCACCUACAACUGAGAAGACAUUUUCUUCCAAAGGAACACCUGGAACAAGUUCUACCACUGGCAGUUCUGUACCUCCCACCAGUCCUUCAUCAAAGUCGAGCACAAUUCCAUUAACGGAUAAUUCCUUUUCAACUACGACAAGUUCCCUUGUCGGUUCAUCUUCGGGGAGUUCUGUUACGUCUGGAAGUAAUGUCGGCUCUAGCACAACUGAAGCAGCGUCUACAAUACACUCUAUCAGUCCUGGUGUAACAACUGCUUCCAUUCCUGCAGUUAACACUAUGAGUGGCAUAAAUGCUACUAGUUCAUCUCCAACUUCAACAUCACAUACCGGUAUGAGUACAAAGGAAAGCACAGUGCACACAACAUCUAGUGGAAUCACUUCUACUACUAGCGAAAGUUCUUCUGUUCCAAGCAGUACAGGUGGAAUCACAACUGUAGAAACGAAGCCAACAAGUGAGUCAACAAGCAUCAAUCCAUCGACAGCGGAGGAGACAACAGUUGAAACAAGCACUGACUCAGUUCCCAGUACCGAAUCAACAGUGUUUACAGAAGAAACAUCCGUAUCGCCGUCAAUGACACCUACCACGCUAUCUUCCAAUACUACAAGUGAAUCGUCCACAGCUACUUUGUCGACUUUGCCUAUCACCGGGUCAACAGAUGAAGCUUCAAGUACAACAGUUAGCAAGGGCACACCCGUUACAACGGAAACAAGCAGGACAACUGAACACGUAACAUCAAACACACCAGUUACGGGAACUGAAUCAUCGACUUUAACUGCCGCACCAACAGGCCCUUCAACAAGUACAGACGAAUCAUUAUCAACUUCUGAAACAAAAAGUCCUAUUAGCAGUUCUUCACCUACAACUGAGAAGACAUUUUCUUCCAAAGGAACACCUGGAACAAGUUCUACCACUGGCAGUUCUGUACCUCCCACCAGUCCUUCAUCAAAGUCGAGCACAAUUCCAUUAACGGAUAAUUCCUUUUCAACUACGACAAGUUCCCUUGUCGGUUCAUCUUCGGGGAGUUCUGUUACGUCUGGAAGUAAUGUCGGCUCUAGCACAACUGAAGCAGCGUCUACAAUACACUCUAUCAGUCCUGGUGUAACAACUGCUUCCAUUCCUGCAGUUAACACUAUGAGUGGCAUAAAUGCUACUAGUUCAUCUCCAACUUCAACAUCACAUACCGGUAUGAGUACAAAGGAAAGCACAGUGCACACAACAUCUAGUGGAAUCACUUCUACUACUAGCGAAAGUUCUUCUGUUCCAAGCAGUACAGGUGGAAUCACAACUGUAGAAACGAAGCCAACAAGUGAGUCAACAAGCAUCAAUCCAUCGACAGCGGAGGAGACAACAGUUGAAACAAGCACUGACUCAGUUCCCAGUACCGAAUCAACAGUGUUUACAGAAGAAACAUCCGUAUCGCCGUCAAUGACACCUACCACGCUAUCUUCCAAUACUACAAGUGAAUCGUCCACAGCUACUUUGUCGACUUUGCCUAUCACCGGGUCAACAGAUGAAGCUUCAAGUACAACAGUUAGCAAGGGCACACCCGUUACAACGGAAACAAGCAGGACAACUGAACACGUAACAUCAAACACACCAGUUACGGGAACUGAAUCAUCGACUUUAACUGCCGCACCAACAGGCCCUUCAACAAGUACAGACGAAUCAUUAUCAACUUCUGAAACAAAAAGUCCUAUUAGCAGUUCUUCACCUACAACUGAGAAGACAUUUUCUUCCAAAGGAACACCUGGAACAAGUUCUACCACUGGCAGUUCUGUACCUCCCACCAGUCCUUCAUCAAAGUCGAGCACAAUUCCAUUAACGGAUAAUUCCUUUUCAACUACGACAAGUUCCCUUGUCGGUUCAUCUUCGGGGAGUUCUGUUACGUCUGGAAGUAAUGUCGGCUCUAGCACAACUGAAGCAGCGUCUACAAUACACUCUAUCAGUCCUGGUGUAACAACUGCUUCCAUUCCUGCAGUUAACACUAUGAGUGGCAUAAAUGCUACUAGUUCAUCUCCAACUUCAACAUCACAUACCGGUAUGAGUACAAAGGAAAGCACAGUGCACACAACAUCUAGUGGAAUCACUUCUACUACUAGCGAAAGUUCUUCUGUUCCAAGCAGUACAGGUGGAAUCACAACUGUAGAAACGAAGCCAACAAGUGAGUCAACAAGCAUCAAUCCAUCGACAGCGGAGGAGACAACAGUUGAAACAAGCACUGACUCAGUUCCCAGUACCGAAUCAACAGUGUUUACAGAAGAAACAUCCGUAUCGCCGUCAAUGACACCUACCACGCUAUCUUCCAAUACUACAAGUGAAUCGUCCACAGCUACUUUGUCGACUUUGCCUAUCACCGGGUCAACAGAUGAAGCUUCAAGUACAACAGUUAGCAAGGGCACACCCGUUACAACGGAAACAAGCAGGACAACUGAACACGUAACAUCAAACACACCAGUUACGGGAACUGAAUCAUCGACUUUAACUGCCGCACCAACAGGCCCUUCAACAAGUACAGACGAAUCAUUAUCAACUUCUGAAACAAAAAGUCCUAUUAGCAGUUCUUCACCUACAACUGAGAAGACAUUUUCUUCCAAAGGAACACCUGGAACAAGUUCUACCACUGGCAGUUCUGUACCUCCCACCAGUCCUUCAUCAAAGUCGAGCACAAUUCCAUUAACGGAUAAUUCCUUUUCAACUACGACAAGUUCCCUUGUCGGUUCAUCUUCGGGGAGUUCUGUUACGUCUGGAAGUAAUGUCGGCUCUAGCACAACUGAAGCAGCGUCUACAAUACACUCUAUCAGUCCUGGUGUAACAACUGCUUCCAUUCCUGCAGUUAACACUAUGAGUGGCAUAAAUGCUACUAGUUCAUCUCCAACUUCAACAUCACAUACCGGUAUGAGUACAAAGGAAAGCACAGUGCACACAACAUCUAGUGGAAUCACUUCUACUACUAGCGAAAGUUCUUCUGUUCCAAGCAGUACAGGUGGAAUCACAACUGUAGAAACGAAGCCAACAAGUGAGUCAACAAGCAUCAAUCCAUCGACAGCGGAGGAGACAACAGUUGAAACAAGCACUGACUCAGUUCCCAGUACCGAAUCAACAGUGUUUACAGAGGAAACAUCCGUAUCGCCGUCAAUGACACCUACCACGCUAUCUUCCAAUACUACAAGUGAAUCGUCCACAGCUACUUUGUCGACUUUGCCUAUCACCGGGUCAACAGAUGAAGCUUCAAGUACAACAGUUAGCAAGGGCACACCCGUUACAACGGAAACAAGCAGGACAACUGAACACGUAACAUCAAACACACCAGUUACGGGAACUGAAUCAUCGACUUUAACUGCCGCACCAACAGGCCCUUCAACAAGUACAGACGAAUCAUUAUCAACUUCUGAAACAAAAAGUCCUAUUAGCAGUUAUUCACCUACAACUGAGAAGACAUUUUCUUCCAAAGGAACACCUGGAACAAGUUCUACCACUGGCAGUUCUGUACCUCCCACCAGUCCUUCAUCAAAGUCGAGCACAAUUCCAUUAACGGAUAAUUCCUUUUCAACUACGACAAGUUCCCUUGUCGGUUCAUCUUCGGGGAGUUCUGUUACGUCUGGAAGUAAUGUCGGCUCUAGCACAACUGAAGCAGCGUCUACAAUACACUCUAUCAGUCCUGGUGUAACAACUGCUUCCAUUCCUGCAGUUAACACUAUGAGUGGCAUAAAUGCUACUAGUUCAUCUCCAACUUCAACAUCACAUACCGGUAUGAGUACAAAGGAAAGCACAGUGCACACAACAUCUAGUGGAAUCACUUCUACUACUAGCGAAAGUUCUUCUGUUCCAAGCAGUACAGGUGGAAUCACAACUGUAGAAACGAAGCCAACAAGUGAGUCAACAAGCAUCAAUCCAUCGACAGCGGAGGAGACAACAGUUGAAACAAGCACUGACUCAGUUCCCAGUACCGAAUCAACAGUGUUUACAGAAGAAACAUCCGUAUCGCCGUCAAUGACACCUACCACGCUAUCUUCCAAUACUACAAGUGAAUCGUCCACAGCUACUUUGUCGACUUUGCCUAUCACCGGGUCAACAGAUGAAGCUUCAAGUACAACAGUUAGCAAGGGCACACCCGUUACAACGGAAACAAGCAGGACAACUGAACACGUAACAUCAAACACACCAGUUACGGGAACUGAAUCAUCGACUUUAACUGCCGCACCAACAGGCCCUUCAACAAGUACAGACGAAUCAUUAUCAACUUCUGAAACAAAAAGUCCUAUUAGCAGUUCUUCACCUACAACUGAGAAGACAUUUUCUUCCAAAGGAACACCUGGAACAAGUUCUACCACUGGCAGUUCUGUACCUCCCACCAGUCCUUCAUCAAAGUCGAGCACAAUUCCAUUAACGGAUAAUUCCUUUUCAACUACGACAAGUUCCCUUGUCGGUUCAUCUUCGGGGAGUUCUGUUACGUCUGGAAGUAAUGUCGGCUCUAGCACAACUGAAGCAGCGUCUACAAUACACUCUAUCAGUCCUGGUGUAACAACUGCUUCCAUUCCUGCAGUUAACACUAUGAGUGGCAUAAAUGCUACUAGUUCAUCUCCAACUUCAACAUCACAUACCGGUAUGAGUACAAAGGAAAGCACAGUGCACACAACAUCUAGUGGAAUCACUUCUACUACUAGCGAAAGUUCUUCUGUUCCAAGCAGUACAGGUGGAAUCACAACUGUAGAAACGAAGCCAACAAGUGAGUCAACAAGCAUCAAUCCAUCGACAGCGGAGGAGACGACAGUUGAAACAAGCACUGAUACAUUGUUCAGUCCUCCGUCCACAACCUCAAGAGUUCAUCACACAAGUUAUGCAAAAACAGACUCUACAGAUAGCAGUGCUUCAAGUUCUUCCGUAACGUCAUCUAGCGUUACAACAGACGUGACAUCAGAUAUUCCAACUCCAACUUCCGUGCUAUCGACCGAUGUAUUUACCAUAGUACUGAAUAAAACAGAUGAUGGCACGUCUGUGGAAAUCCCAGUCAGCGUAAACAUCCCAGUGUACGGGAACAAGUACAAACAGAUCCAUGUUAGCGUCAACGGACUUGUUUCCCUUGGUAACAACACGAUAGGAUACAAUCCCCGUCCCCUGCCACUUGGAAAUAACGACACAGUUACAUUGGCACCAUUCUGGACUGACUUGGACAUUAGGAACACAACAGAUUCUUCCGUGUUCGCUACCGUAUAUAUGAACGCCAACAACAACACGAACAUCACACGGGAAUGGCGCCCCUUCUUGGAACCUGACUUCAACCCAACAUGGGUGAUGGAUGUACACUGGGAACGAGUGUCUCCGCAUCCAGUGGAAAUUUACCACGGGAAAGAAAAUACAACUUUCCGAUUAGUCCUGUUCUCUGAUGGAGAUCGGACCCAAGUCGCAUUCGAAUACGACAAGAACAAUCCCCUACCUUACAGUCUGGCCAGAUCACCUGUUAUAGGCCUCGAUUUCGGCUCGGACGGGUACAACACGUUCUUCAGUGGAACCGGGACACCGAACGCCGUGGACGUGUCCAAUGCUCUAGGAAACAUAGCUGUAGCCUUCGGAUCCCCCAAUAUACAAACGUUUGAUGGAUUAGAAUACACGUUUAGUGGAAAUGGAGAAUACUUGAUGGCACAAACAGACACUGGAUCAGUUCUACAGGGCCAAAUGGAGCCCAUUUGGACAAAGGGAGAUCCAACGCAGCCCAACAACAACCUGACAGUUUUCACAUCUUUCAGUUUCGUUGGUGCCGCCAACGUAACUGUGUCACAGGACGACAAACGGACAGAUUUUUCGACAACAUUCUGUGAAACGGGAGGGUCCAUUUCAACGGUUGUUGUCACUCCUCCCGGGAUUGUUAAGAACACUAAAGGAUUACUUGGAACAGCCAACACCAACAUAUCCGAUGACCUAAGCAUGCGCGGUAAAACGAACAAGCCACUUCCGUUUAAUUCUACCGACAGGGAAAUCUACACACAGAUGAUGAGUUGGGAAGUUUCGCCUGAUAACAACUCUUCUUUGUCUCAAAACUGGUCAGUAAACGCAACUGAUGUCGCUCCUUUUUUCCUGGACGAAAAGUACCCUGGCGUUUAUCAGGACAUGAACUCCACCGAUUACAUUGCUUGUGCACUGGCCAAUACAGUGGUGUCUAAAGCCUGUCUGUACACCAGACUUGCUCUCAAGGAUAGAACGGCUGCAAAUCAAACCUUGAUGGCAGCAGGCGCCAUCUUGAACCAAAAGCAAAUAUUGCAAACUCGAAUUCCUCCACUUGAGGCAAGUGGAAGUCGGAUCGUGAACGUGACUGUUGGUAAAGAAAUGUCGCUGUACUUAACGCAUGCGCCAGGCGUGACUGUAAAAUGUAACAGCGACUUCAACGCCACCUGCCUAGACAACGGCACCGAUGUAGUAUUUAAAUGGACUCCUGUCUCCCUAGAGGAAGUACAACUCAGUUUCACUGGAGAAGCUGGACAGGGACUAGUGUCGGAAACUCUACAGUAUGAAGUCAAUCUGUGCGACUGUAGUGGACACGGUGUUUGUAGAUUUGAUAGACUUCUCACCCUCAAACAACCCACAGAUCACUUUCGGCUGGCUUCAUGUGACUGUCAGAUUGGGUGGACAGGAUCCCACUGUGAGCUUGAUUUCGAUGGCUGCCUUGGAGCUCCAUGUGUCAGCUGGGGUUCGAACUGCACCGACUUAACUCCAGCAGAGCAGCUCAAACAGAAGAAUCCUUACAGGUGCAGCGUGUGUCCCUCUGGUUACAGGAAGAUAGGGUCCGAUUGUUUCGAGAUAGACGAAUGCCAAGAAAACUCGACCCUCUGCGACAAUCAACCGGGUACCUGUUUGAAUACUAAUGGUAACUACACAUGCCGCUGUGAACGUUCGACAUUCUGGAACGGAUCCAUGUGUAUUUCAAUUCCAGAAACAACCGCCCCAGAAUUCACCACCGCACGCGCACCAGUGGAUGUGUGUGGAUAUUACAAUGAAACGCACAAGUGUCAGAACAAUGGAACCUGUGAGCUCCAGAACACUAACGAUUCCAUUUGUGUGUGUAGUCCCGGUUAUCACGGUGACCUGUGCGAGUUUUCCACAGUACCGAGAGCCCAAGAUGGUGACUGGGUCGUGGAGAUUCUCCUUCCAACUGCUGCAGCCGUGGCAAUCGCGGUUGCUACAUUUUGCUGCAUAUUGACAGUGGUACGCAGGCGCAAGAAAAGAAGUCUAGAUGAAGAAUCAGAUCAGGAUAGUUACGGAAUUCGAGGAUCUUACGCAGUGCCUUCCUCAAUAUUCCUACCUCGGUUUAACAACAAUUGGCGCCAAUUUUACGGCUCUCCUAGUACAUGGAACGACACGGCACCAACGGUUCAAAGGGAGCCUCCUCUACAAUUCCCUAUCACUUACCCUUAUGACAACGAGACGAACUCAAGUGCACCAGCAAAUUCUUUCGACGAUCAAAGUAAGCAUUUUCAAGAUGGUUAA